CCCGGAGGACCAACACCAGCCGAUGACAUGGCUCCCCAAAAACCAACACGGACUGUGCUCUUAUCUGAAAAGAGGACUGUAUAGUGAAAGGGGGAGUGGCUUGACUGUGUGUUUAAAGCCGUGAUUCUCCCGGGUGGGAUCAAGGAUUUAAUCACAAUGAGGAACGCCACGGAGUCUGAAUCCGAGUACGUGCUGGACUACGAGUACUACUAUGAUUACGUGGACCCGGUCUUUGUGAACGCCACUGCGUUGAAGUACAACAGAUAUUCAGUUGUGCUGAUAUUCUGGGUCAUCCUAGCUGCGUUCAUCGGCUGCUUCUUCUUGAUUCUGUCUCUUAUAUCACACACAGGGCAACUACCAAGGGGUCCUCGUGUCAAAAAAUCAGGCUUGCCGUUGAUGAAAAGCUAUGGAUGUCCUCAAUAAGAAGCAACUUCAUGAAGAAACACACACUGUAGAAAAAAAAUCUGACAUUAAACCAUGAUAUCCUGA
Pimephales promelas (fathead minnow) is the source of this 489-nucleotide messenger RNA. The record is from RefSeq and is a predicted model, not a curated record. NCBI's taxonomy places the organism in Eukaryota, Metazoa, Chordata, Actinopteri, Cypriniformes, Leuciscidae.